CACCACCACCACCACCACCACAACACUCUUUUUGCCGCCGCCGGAAAUCACUUCCUCGGUGAUCAUGGCCACCGCCGGUCAAUUUUCCAAGAAAAAUCCUCUCUUCUGUCUUUCAAGAGCUCCCUUCCACUUCAAUCUCAAUCCCUCCUCUCCAAUUGGAAUGUGUCGACCUUAGUUUGCGAUUUCGUCGGAGUCGUCUGUGACCGCUGGCGCCUCCACGUCGUCCGUCUGCAGCUCGGCGGCCUCCUCGUCCCUGGCGGCGGCCGCCUCUCCCCGUCCCUUGCCAACCUCACCGCACUCCGUGAGCUCAACCUCUCCGAUAACCUCCUAACGGGCCCCAUCCCCGCCGAGCUCUCCAACCUCACCGCACUCAACGAGCUCGACCUCUCCGAUAACCUCCUAACCGGCCCCAUCCCCGCCGAGCUCUCCAACCUCCGUCACCUCGUUUUCCUCAAUCUCUUAGGAAACCAACUUCAUGGUCCUAUCCCUCACUCCCUCUCCUUUCUCGCUAACCUUAGAUUUCUCGAACUCUCGAGCAACAACUUAACCGGUCCAAUUCCGGCUAGCAUACUUUGCAACUGCACCAAGUUGGGUGUUAUCGACCUCUCGAACAACUCUCUCUCCGGUGACAUCCCGGCGGAUAACGCGAUCAAUCUCACUGUAUUGGUCUCUCUUGAUCUAUACAUGAACAACUUGACAGGGAAGCUUCCUUUGUGGCUCUCAAAUUCAGUAUACUUGCACAAUCUGGAUGUUGAGAAUAACCACCUUUCAGAUGAGUUGCCUAGUGAGAUCAUAGCAAACAUGACUGUUCUUAAAUACCUUCACUUAUCAGACAACCACUUCUCAAGCCACAACAACAACACUGAUCUUGGGCCAUUUUUCCGAGCUCUCGCCAACUGCUCAAGUUUGAUUGAGAUCGAGAUGGCCCGGCUAGGCCUCGGAGGGGUACUCCCUCACGGAGCUAUGGGUCAGCUCACGCGAAGCUUAAAUCACAUCAACCUAGAAGAUAACAUGGUAUCAGGGCCGAUCCCCGCCGACAUCAGCGAUGUUUCGAACCUCACGCUGUUGAAUUUGUCGAGCAACCUUUUGAACGGGACGAUUCCAAUCGGGCUAGGCCAACUUGCGAAUCUAGAGCGGCUAAUCUUGUCGAACAACUCGUUGAGUGGCACGAUUCCUUCGGAAAUCGGAAACAUAAGCGCGAUUGGUCUACUAGACUUGUCGGAGAACAUGCUGUCGGGGGAGAUGCCGAGCACUAUCGGAGAUCGUGGUCGGCUCGUGGAAGUUCAUCUGCAGAAGAAUCAGCUAUCAGGUGCCAUACCAACUAGUCUCGGAAAGUGCUUGAGCUUGAACAUACUGGACCUAUCUUACAAUAGACUAACAGGUAGUAUACCUGAGGAAGUAUCAGGGAUUGUGAAAAUAUCCCUCAAUUUAUCACACAACCAACUUGUUGGGCCCUUGCCAUUUGGGCUCAGCAAAAUGGAACAGGUGGAAGAGAUUGAUCUCUCUUCAAACAACCUAAGUGGUGUGAUUAUCCCUCAACUAUCAUCAUGUAAGGAGCUAAAGUUGAUCAAUUUCUCGCAUAAUUCGCUUCAAGGGAAGGUGCCUGAUUCAUUUGGUGAGCUCAGAAACCUCGAGGCCCUCGAUCUUUCGUUCAAUUUAUUAUCUGGGGAGAUCCCUUUGAGCCUUAACACAUGUACCAAUCUCACUUCUCUUAAUCUCUCAUACAAUGACUUUAGUGGGUAUAUUCCUGUUGGUGGCAUCUUCUCUUCAUUCAGUAACCUAUCUUACAUAGGAAACCCGCACCUCUGCGGGCCGCUUUCGGGUCAAUCUUGCGGCGUACAAAGAAGGUUCUUGCACACUCGAAAGUUCUUGAUCGCGAUUAUUGUCGGUGCAGCGGUUUUAGCCAUCAUGUUGACAACAUCAUGCUUCGUUGUUAUUCGAAAAUUCAAAGAAAGGAUCAUCACUAUCAAAGUGGAGAUGUUCCGGGGCUCCUCUUCACCCGUUAUGAGAUUGAAGUACCCGCGAAUAACAUAUAGAGAACUUGUUGAGGCGACCGAAGAGUUCAGCCAAGGAAGGCUUAUCGGAUCGGGUAGCUACGGGCGGGUUUAUCGCGGCGUGUUAAGAGAUGGAUCCAUUGUGGCAGUGAAGGUGUUGCACCUCCAAACAGGUAACUCUACAAAGAGUUUCAAUAGAGAAUGUCAAGUACUAAAGCGAAUUCGACACCGAAACCUCAUGAGGAUCAUUACGGCAUGUAGCCUACCGGAUUUUAAGGCGUUGGUCCUUCCAUUUAUGGCGAACGGGAGCCUCGAGAAUCGGCUUUACAAUAACAAUAAUAAUAAUAACUCAUUAGACUCAAACCCUGAAUUAGGCCUGAUUGAAAGGGUGAGUAUAUGCAGCGACGUUGCUGAAGGGAUGGCGUACUUGCACCACCACUCGCCGGUGAAGGUGAUACACUGCGAUCUUAAGCCGAGCAACGUACUUCUCAACGACGACUUGACGGCCGUCGUAUCGGAUUUCGGGAUCUCAAGGUUGGUGAUGGGCAAUAGCAAUGUUAGUGGAGGAGGAAAUAAUAACAAUAAUAAUAAUGUUGCAACUAUAGGGGAGAAUGUGGGGGCUUCCACUGCUAACAUGCUUUGUGGGUCCGUUGGAUACAUUGCACCAGAGUACGGGUACGGGUCGAACCUUUCGACGAAGGGUGAUGUGUACAGCUUCGGCGUGAUGGUACUGGAGGUGGUGACGAAGAAAAGGCCGACCGACGAGAUGUUCGAAGGCGGAUUGAACCUACACAGCUGGGUGAGUAGCCACCACCACCGAGGUCGGGCGGAGGCGGUGGUGGAUCCCACGUUGGUGGCGAUGGUACGGGGCGAGACAUCGGAGGUCAGAAGGAUGUGGGAGGUCGCAAUCGGCGAGCUACUCGAGCUCGGCCUGCUUUGCACUCAGGAGAGCCCGUCCACCCGGCCGACCAUGAUGAACACCGCGGACGACUUGGACCGCCUUAAGCGGUACCUCUCCGGCGAUACGACAGCGACUUUCGCCUCCUCCUUGGGCUUGUCUUCUUCUAGAUUUGACGAUGAUUGAAACGGUUUAGCGGAACGUAAUUUGCAUUGAAACGUUCCCACAGAAAGACAGUCUAACUAAUUGUUUAUAUAUAUCGCAAACAAAUGUUGCAUGCAAUGUACAAAUCUUAAAUGAAUGGAAAAUUUAGUAGAUGAUGAGGAUUUUCAUUGUCAUUG
Messenger RNA from Ananas comosus (pineapple), 3233 nucleotides. RefSeq names its product putative leucine-rich repeat receptor-like serine/threonine-protein kinase At2g24130. The annotation marks the transcript as partial. Gene Ontology annotation, molecular function: ATP binding; protein binding; protein kinase activity. The transcript has 3 exons. The record is from RefSeq and is a predicted model, not a curated record. Lineage: Eukaryota; Viridiplantae; Streptophyta; Magnoliopsida; Poales; Bromeliaceae. Gene Ontology annotation, biological process: protein phosphorylation.